AUGGCAGAGACAACUGAUCCUGCAAAGGGUUCUGAUGUACAAUCUUCGUUUUCUACUCAAUCACCAAACAACUUGGAACAGGGCUCUACGCUCUCCGACACUACAAACAACGCUACUACACCAGCAUCUGCACCGCCAAAAUACUCUGCCAUCUCUUCCUCUCGCCAAACAUGCAUCUUGAUUCUAGUUACGCUUGCAGGAUCAAUUGGUCCUCUCUCCGGUACAAUGUACCUCCCCGUGCUACCUCUUCUGGCUCAUGAGUUCGACGUGAGCAGCACGAGCAUCAACGCAAGCGUCUCUGUAUUCAUGAUGACAUUUGCCUUUGCACCGCUCUUCUGGGCUUCUUUCUCCGACUACCGCGGCCGACGACCGAUUUACAUAAUGUCGCUAGCAGUCUUCGUCAUAUCCAACUUGAUACUCGCUGCUAUACCACCAAACUUCCCGGCAUUCAUGGUCCUGCGUUUUGUACACGCCUUCGGCGCCGGCGCUGUCGUCUCCAUGGGUGCUGGCACAGUCGCAGAUAUAACGGAGCCUAAAAAGAGAGGAAGCAAAAUGUCCAUCUUUCUUCUUGGCCCUCAAUGUGGCCCUGUUUUUGGUCCUGUGGUGGGCUCGGCUUUGGGCGGUGGUGUCAAUUGGCGAUGGAUUCCGGGAUUUCUCACUCUGUUCAGCUUCACCAUCUGGCUGUUGAUUAUCUUCCUGCUCCCAGAGACGCUUCGAUUCCGCGUUGGAAACGGCAUGCGAUACCAAAGCACAGGCUGGCUUCUAUGGCCUCCUCGCUUUGCUGCUACGCCGGUGGAUGAAACAGAACGUGGCCCACGUCCGCCGAAACCAACUCUGCUUGGCUACUGGAAACUCUUUUCCUAUCCGCCAAUUGGUAUAGUAUCAGUCAAUACUGCCAUCUUGUACUCAACCUACUUUGCCAUCACGAUUGCUUUACCGUAUGCACUCGAUCAGACAUAUCACUGGUCAUCUACAACUACAGGACUCGGCUUCUUGGCUGUCGGAAUUGCUCUCAUGGUGGGUACACUGGUUGGUGGCCGAGUCAACGAUUGGAACCGUGCGAGGCGAAUCAAGGCUGCACCUGAUGUCCCAUUUCCUCCAGAAAGCAGACUAAAUGAUCAGUUCUGGGGUGUCUUGGUGUGUGUCGCAGGUACUGUCAUGUUUGGAUGGUUUAUCCAAAACUCAGUCCAUGUAGCUGCUGCUAUAGUGGCCACCUUUCUUGCUGGGUUUGGAAUGAGCUGGGUAUUUGUUGCCACCACGGCAUUUCUCGGCGAGUGUGUCCCCUUGCAAGCAGCUGGAGCGUUUGCUCUAGGCAAUAUGCUUCGCAACCCUGCUGCAGCUAUUGCAGCAGUCAUUUACCCGUCGCUGAAAAGCAAUAUGGGAAUAGGCUGGUUCUUUACAGGGUUUGCGAUAUUGGACCUAGUUGUUGUGGGUGGUACUGUUUUGAUUCUGCGCUGUUACGGUCCUUAUUGGCGAAAGAAGAAGGAUGCCGCCAGAGAGUCAGCGAAAUAG
Molecule: messenger RNA, 1512 nt
Organism: [Torrubiella] hemipterigena
Lineage: Eukaryota; Fungi; Ascomycota; Sordariomycetes; Hypocreales; Clavicipitaceae
Source: the annotation of a GenBank genome assembly